This is a messenger RNA of Blastocystis hominis, 573 nucleotides long. RefSeq lists its product as hypothetical. The coding region runs from base 1 to 573 and encodes 190 amino acids. Gene Ontology annotation, molecular function: metal ion transmembrane transporter activity. The transcript is spliced from 2 exons. Gene Ontology annotation, cellular component: membrane. NCBI's taxonomy places the organism in Eukaryota, Bigyra, Opalinata, Blastocystidae. The record is from RefSeq and is a predicted model, not a curated record. Gene Ontology annotation, biological process: zinc ion transport; transmembrane transport.
AUGUUAGCUGAUUCGUUCUCUCACAAGGAUCAUGACCAUGGUUGUAACGAGGAGAGCAACGAAGAACAUCUCGAUGGAGUGAAAGAAGAGGUUGUGGUCAACAUUACUGAAAUGAGUAUCAAGAAGCUGCGAUCCUCUGUGUAUGGCCUGUGUCUGCACUCCCUCUUCGACGGUCUCGUCGUGGGCUCAAGUGUGAUCUCAGCGAACGUGGAUGUGAUCCAAACCAUUUUCUGGGCGAUUCUGCUUCACAAGAUCUCUGCAGCUCUGGGUGUGGGCAUUUUCAUCCGCCAACUCCAUAUCUCCUACAAACAGGCGCUACGGUAUAUUUGCUGGUUCUCUGCGGCAACGCCUCUUUCCACCAUUUUCUCGUCUAUUCUCGUUCUGUUCUCAUCCUCUUACAUUCCCUCGUCUCUACUGGGCUAUGCGUUCGCAUUUAGCGCUGGCACGUUCCUUCAUGUGUCGCUGAUGCACAUUCUUCCAUCGAUAGGAUCGCAUGUUGGGUUUGUUCAGGUCGGUUUUAUCCUGAUUGGUGUAUUGAUUCCGUAUCUGUUGUUUACGGAACAUUCUCAUUGA